Messenger RNA from Paramuricea clavata, 11147 nucleotides. NCBI's taxonomy places the organism in Eukaryota, Metazoa, Cnidaria, Anthozoa, Malacalcyonacea, Plexauridae. The record is from the annotation of a GenBank genome assembly.
AUGCCCGUAGCAUUACCAAGGAGAACCCCCUUGAUUGAUUGUAAGAAGGAAGCCGCAUUUCGAGGUUAUACUGUGUUUGGUAUCCAGAACGGUAUUGAAUGUUGGUCAGGUCCGAAUGCACCAAAUACCUAUGAUAAAUAUGGAACAUCAACUGCAUGUAAGAACGGCGAAGGAGGUCCUUGGGCGAAUGAUGUGUAUCGCAUUACCUCAGGUGAACUGAACUAACUUAGUUAUAGCUCCGUCAGUUCUCAACUAAUCUUUCUGGAGGUAUACUGGAUAGCUCUACCAGCGCUAAACUGCUCUUCCUAGAGGUCCUGAGUAUAAGCUCAAUCCCUUGUUGAUCCAGUGUUAUUACUGCAGGAGGAAACCUACCCAGUAUAAAUAUAUAAUUAGUUUCGAUCAGCUCUAAACUACUCUUUCUAGAGGUCCAGUAAGCUCAAUCCCUUGUUUAUCCAGUGUCACUGCUGUAGAAACCUAACCUAGACUAACUAUAUAUUUACACUGAAUAGCCCUAUCAGUUCUAACUUCUAGAAUGCUAAUCCAAAAGGUCCAGUAAGGGCUAUCUUUUAUUGAUCCAGUGUUACUACAGGAGAAAACCUAAGCCAAAGUGAUGUCUUGUAUUGGAUAUCUCUGUCAGUUCCAAACUGUUUUCCUAGAUGUAUUCUUUAUUCCUCCAGUGUUACUACAGAAAAAAGUACACUAAACUAACUAUAUACUGGAUAGCUCUAAAAGUUAUAAACUGUUCUUCCUAGAGGUCCAGUAAGGGCCAUCCCUUAUCAGUGAUCAGUGUUACUACGGCAGAAAACCUAUAAAACUACACUAAUUUCAUAUACACUGGAUAAUUCUUAUAUCAGUUCUAAAUUGUUCUGCCUAGAGGCUCGGUUCGUAUCUUACUGCAUGGUCUUGUGUUACUGUACUAAAGCAGGAGAACGGUAAUCCAGGAAAUAACUUGCGAUGUUUGGCCGGUAGAGUCAAACUGGAAGCACAGACUCUUCUCGCAUGCAUCUGAAGCGAAAGUAUAAUCAGUUUAUUGUAGAAUAUUAUAUAAAGUAUAGUGCUUUAUAGAGAUUUCGAGCACUGAUAAAAGUGAUAAUCUCACAUGUGAGAUUAUUCAUGAUAAUCUCACAUGUGAAAAUUAUCGCUUUUCAAUUAUCGCUUUUCUGUAGAAAUUAUUGCUUUUCAAAGACUGUCCUUGAUAUAAUAUACAGAAAAAUACAUGGGUGCUUGGAAAUACCGGAUUUAUUUCUCGUGUUGAACAUGAUAUCUCACUCGUUCGCUGCGCUCACUCGUGAAAUAUCAUGUUCAACACUCGAAAUAAAUCUGGUAUUUCCGCGCACCCAUGUAUUAUUCUCUAUUUGUGCACUAUAACUACCGAUCUUUGUGUUUUCACAAUAUUUCAGACAAUGCUCAGUUGGCAGGGAUAUUGGAAGACGUCAUUUCAAAUGCAGCCAGUAUUGAUGAUGUUGAUGUCGAGGUACGAUUACUUAAGCCUCACGUGGUCUCCAAGUAACAGCUAGUCAAUAAUAAUGUGAAAUAGGUUGGAUCUCAUGAUAGAGUGGAAGAAUUUUUUUUUACGAAUUGAAAGUGCAGAAUCAUUUGCUAAAAGGAUUCUAGAAAAUUUUUAUAGCAUUUUCAUCAUUACUUUUUUCAAAAAACCGAUGUUUCACCAUAGAAUGAAGAAACUCAAAAAAAAUGUCACACAUUGAAAUUUUCCCACAGAACUAAAUUUUUCCAAUCAUUAAUGAUAAAUGGAUCUACUCACCUUUUAAUCACUUUCAUCAUUCUCUUUUAGGCUUUCGUAUCACAAUCAAGUAAAUUGUUAAAUCUGUCAAAUUCGGAAUGGAAAAAAGUAAGUAACUGUGGGUUUCAUGCUACGGUGAAGACCAUACAUGUUAAACUAGUUUCAUAUUAAUCUGACACUGCAAUCGAGCAACGAAAAAUUCGUUGGCUCGAGCGAGAUUUGAACUCGCAUCUUCGGGUAUCUAGACCGCCGCUCUACCUAUUGAGCUAUCGAGUCAACAGGGAUUGGUAGCGAGUCUUAUCCAAUUUAAGUGCACGAAAUAUUUUCGUGACGACUUAACUUAGCGGCGGUCUAGAUACCCGAAGAUGCGAGUUCAAAUCCCGCUCGAGCCAACGAAUUUUUCGUUGCUCGAUUGCAGUGUCAGAUUAAUAUGAAACUAGUUUUUCGUAUCUCUGAGGAUGGUUCUGAAAUAGAAUUCAUACAUGUUAAACUGGGCAAUUUUUUCUACAACUUGCAACGCAAUUUCUACCUUUGUAGGAAAUUGUUUCUACCUUCGUUUCUUCGCAAUUUCUACCUUUGUAGAUAAUUUCGACUCAUGUCAUUGCGGCCACAUUAUGACUCAUGUCUGAUCACGGAGGAAGGGUCAUUUUGGGGCCAACCCACCUCGUCAACUUUCCCUGUGGGAGGAAACCGGGGCACCCGGAGAAAACCACGGCUUUCGGCAGAGCGUUGACUGACUCUUUUUCACAUAAGUGUCAUGAGUCCACGAUCUCAGAGGUGAAUUUCAACCCGCUUGCUCUGAUGAGUGCGCCACCGAAUCGUGUCUUUAACAACUGCUUUAGGAGAACAAUACAAAUAUUGCGCUACUGUAGCCCCUAAUAAAGAAUAACUGGAAGCUUUCAACCCACAUGCGAUUGAGGCGAAAUUACAAUCAGGCUACUGCGGGAAUGGAACACCGCUCGCAGAGAUGAAAGAUAUAUGCAUUGCCAUUGAGUUCAUUUUGUUUAUUUUGUCUUAUCAAUCACAGAAUCCAAAGGUUGCAGAUAAUUUUCUCUCUGCAACAGAAGGCUUACUGGGCCUUGGCAUGAGUGCAAACCAGCCGAAAUCUGCAAAGAGUGGUCUCAUGGGUAAGUAACGGCUGUUAAACAAGUUUUAGCCCACAUGUUUCGCUCGCUACUGUGGCUUUGAGUAAAUAGAUGAGGAUGUAACCUCUCGAGGCCUUGAGGAAAAUAUCUAUCGUGUUUGAUAUGUUUCACCUCGCAAUGAAAAAAAAUCUCAACGUCUGCGGAUGUUGCGAGUUUAGUGCCGAGCUGCUGCAAUUAACUAGCCAAUAAGAACCCAUAGUUUCUUCACGUGACUUUGGUCAAAAUGGCGGGAAAUGCGAACGAUGUUGCUGUUUUCCCAAAUGCAUGCUAUAGCCAUAUAUAGCUGAACUAACCGACACUCAGCAAGUUUAUCUCGUGUGCUGCAGGUUUCAACUAAUGUUUCAUUCUUUUCUAGUAUUUUCCGUCAACAAAGAAGACACGACAAACAAAGAAUCAUUAGUUUUCCCCGACUAUAAUGAUGCAGCCUUCUCAACGCAUUCUUCCACGGACAGUUUUAUAGUUCCUACGACCAGCGACACGGCUGCAAGUAAGGGCAGACUGGUUGGAAUCAAACUUUUCUAAAUCCUCCGCUCCAUAAACACUCCGGUUAAAAGUUUUCUGGUUCACCCAGAAAUAACUCUAUUUUGGGUUCACCUAAAGCCCCGUUUACACUUGCAAUAGACCUUUCCCCUUUUAAUUGAAAUUUUGAUCUAGACUAGCCUGAACCUUCACCGUCACGUGUGUAUUGUAUUUUUGCCAAAUCCACCAAUAGCAAUUUCCAAUUUCCCUAUUGUUCGAGUCACGGAUAGGUAACUUUCCCAAGACAUUGCUAUUGGUUAGUUGGGCAAAAAUACAAUACGCACGUGACGGCGAAGGACCAGAUUUAUGAAUAAACAUUGACUAACAUAGAUAACGAGUUAUAUUGUUAUUCUAAUGAGUUUCAUAGCCAUCUUCCCCUCGAUAGGCUAUGCUCUAAGUAACACUAUCCCUCCCCUGAUCCUAAAGCCGGUUUUCCACUUCGACCGUAUCGUACCGAAACGUACUGGUGAGCAUGCGCAGAUUGAAAAGAGGUUUAUAAAUCCACGUACUUCCGGGUGUAUUCGCGUAUCAAAAUAAAAAGUUCGUCGCAAGUCAACUUUUUGGCGUACUACGGAAGAACUAACCAAUCAACAUUCACGAAAUUUUGAAAUUUAAAAACGUUUCGGUAUACGGUACGCUUGAAGUGGAAAACCGGCUUAACUCCCAACGUAGUACUUGCGUGAAACUUGUUUAUGUUAUGUUUUGUAUAUUCUAUGUGUUUUAUUUCAGCAAAUAUUGGUGGGUAUGUCUACAACAACUUACAUGAGAAGCUAACAACAUCACUCAACGAAACUGAUCAAAUGUAAGUCAUUUUAAUGCCGACUUGUGUACCCGAGAAAAUAUCCAAUAAAUGAAAGAUGGAAAAGAUAGAAGUCAGGAAUAGAAAAAAAAGGAAUAAAGUUUUAAAGGGUUGGAGCUAUUUGCAAUGGAAGAUUGCAGCUAUCGACUAAUUUUUGAUCUAGACAAGAAAGACGAAAUCUAUCAUUAUAGCUCAAAAAAUAGUAAAAUUGCGAAGUUUGGUUGCGAAAUGUUAUAAAAUACGAAAAAUAUAGCCCUGUGAAAUUAGCAAAUUUUGAGUAUUUUAGUAUUGCGCGCGGAAAAAUGCACCACUUUUGAGCCGAAGGAAGGGAGUGAAUCACACGAGAAAGAAGACUAAGAAAAUAUGAAAGAAAGAAUAGAUAGUGAGUUAACAGUUGGACGGACAAUUCGUUUUUACUAUUCUAAUUUUACAAUAAAUUUUAGGUAUCGUUCUGACCUUAGUCAAGACAUUGCAUCAAAGAUUCUUUCUUGCCAAGUUAAUCCACCAAUCAAGUUUGGUCUAAACACAAAUAAAACCGUUCUCAUUACAUUAGAACACAAUAAGGUAACAAUUAAACAGAAUUAUGACAUAGAAUUUCGGUAAGAUAACUAAACAGACAGCAAUGUAAUGAAUAUUUCCUUUUCUUUUAGCCAUUUUCAAAUGAAGCAACAGCCAUCUGCGCAUUUUGGAAACAUGCCGAAAAGUUAGUUUUGUUGUCUUAGUAACUUAGACUAUAGAGAAUUAAGCCGGCGUGUGCUAAACUACCCGAGGUUUUUCAGAUAUUUUAGACACAAACCACGGUAGUUUAUUGUAGAAUACUGCCUAAACUAGACCUAUAAAUUCUUCUAAUGUAUAAUCCGAAAUUAUUUUUUCUAGUAAUGAAUCAGGUUUAUGGUCAACAGAAGGAUGCAAUGUGAUAUCUUCAAACAAGACACACACCCAAUGUAAUUGUACACAUUUGACCAAUUUUGCCAUCUUGAUGCAGUACCGCGAAGUCGAGGUAAGAAUACAUAAAGUAAACUAUUUUUAUUGUCUAGGUUUUCUUCUGGUAUUCCGCGGUUUUCCCCUGGGGUGCCUCUUACUGGAACUCUAGGAAUUACUCAUAAUAAAGCUACUUUAGUAUAUCAAUAAGAGAUGGCCUUACUGGGUCUAUAGGAAGAACAACUUAGAACUGAAAGAGGUAUCCGUUUAGAAAGUUAAAUUUAAAUUUCCUCCUGUAAUAACACUGGAGCAAGAAGGUAUAUACGUCUCGUAAUGGACCUCUGGGAAGAAUAGUUUAGAACUGAUAGAGCUAUUCAGUAUAAAUAAAGUGAAUUUAUCAAGAUUUCCUUCUGUACUAACACUGGAUCGAUAAGGUAUGUCUCUUACUAGACCUCAAGGAAGAACAGUUUAGAACUGAUAGAGCUAUCCAGUAAAUAAAGUUAGUUUAAGUUCAAUUGUCAACUUCUGUGUAAACAACAAAGUUUUGAUCAUUUUCAGGUGGAUGAUGGACACAAACGUGCAUUGACCAUUCUAACAAACGUUGGGUGUUCUUUAUCUCUUCUUGCAAUCUUUGUCACUGUGAGCAUUUACCUCUACUUUCGGUAAGAUUCCUAAAUUUACUUUUCCAACUUCACCACAAGGAUGGAACAAGUUAAUUUAAGUUUCCUUCGAACAGAAAUGUUUGAAUACAGGCCUGCAAAUUAGUGCCGGUCAUCGGACAUUGUCCGUCCAAAUUUUACCUUUUGUCCGAUCAAAGCUUUUUAUGAUUGGACAUGUGACCGACCAAUUUAGGUUGGUCAAAUGUCCAAUCUCAAAAAAUUGAUUUUGAACACAAUUUCAUUAUUGAAACCAAAGCAAUAUAAACGACACUCCUCCAUUAUUUCCUGGCUGCAUUAAGCCGUAAGAUUUAAUUACAAAUAUAAAUCGUCUUCUUAUAACAUGGUAGAAAUUAAAGUUAUGUAUAACCUGAACCAUAGUUUACUGAAAAUGCAGUAGGACUGAUAGAUUUAUACUCAGUUUUAGAUGCACUGCAGUGCAGAUCAACAUGACCGGCAAAAAUACAUCAUGCUAGUAUGACAAAAAAACAUGAAAAAUUUUCCUUCGUCCAUUGUCCGAGAAAAACUGCUAAAUGUCUGACCACUUUUUGUCUUGAUCGGACAUAUGUCCUUCCAAUUAGCAAAAUAAUUAUUUGCAGGACUGUGAAUAGUACAGGGUUCUUCCCGUAAUUCAAAUCUAAAUUUUAAGGUCAUGCUAAGGACUAUUUUCUGUUUUAUCCAAACUAAAAAAUAUUUCACAAAUAAUAUUAUGUCUGCUUUUUAUCAUUUUAGAUUACAUCGAUCAACCAAUUUUCAUAUUCAUAUGAAUCUAUGUUUCGCUAUUGCAUUGGCCCAAAUUUUCCUGCUGUUCUCCGUCAAAGGAAAGAAUAAUGAGGUAAGAUAAAAUGCACAAAUUUUUUUAAUAUUUUCUCAAAUUUUCCUAGUUUGCCCACACGGACAUUGUUGCGGAAAUAAAUUUUGUUGAGUCAAAAUUGUUUCUCAAACAAAUUCGAAGAAAAAUUGUUUACUAAAUUUGACAUUCGUAAUUAGUGAAACAAUAUUUCCUGGUUUGGCCACCUUCAGCAAAAAUGGCUAAGAAACAAUGUUUCCUGGUUGGCCCACCUUCGGAAAACACGGCUAGGAAACAAAAUUUGCCCAAGGUUUAAUUAAAGCUUUCUUAUUCAGAGUCUCUGUGUCGCAGUGUCGAUAUGCCUACAUUAUUUCUGUCUAUGUGUGUUUACAUGGAUGUUGGUCGAAGGAUUACAAAUCUACAAGAAAGUCGUGUCUAUUUUUUCAUCAUCUAUGAACUUGAUUUGCUGUCAUCUCAUUGGAUGGGGUAAUAAUCUUAAUUUUAAUCGUUAUAUAAAUCUUAAAAAGCAUUAAUCCUGAAAUUAAUCCAAAUAUUAAUCUUAAUCCUAAACUUCAAAAAUUAAUCUUAAUCCUAAAAUUAAUCCAAAUAUUAAUCUUAAUCCUAAGUUGAAUUCAAAUAGUAAAUCCUUGAAAAUUUGAAGCCAAGUUUAUUCUUAAUCUGAAUUUUAAACCAAUUUUAAUCUUAAUCCAGUAUAAACAAACUGUUAUCUUACUCCAAAAUUCAUUAUUUCUGACCUUAAUCCGAAUCUUAAAAAAUGAAAAUCUUAAUCCAGUAUAAUAAACUCUAUUUUUUUGCUUUUGAAGGCACGCCAAUCUUAAUUGUGUUGAUAACUUAUCUUUCUCGUAGAGAACAUUAUACUGACGAGAAAACGUAAGUAUAACAGUCAAAGUUACGUCCCAAUGUGGACGGCGUGAUUGAGUAUAGAUAUCUACAGUACAGACACAGUCAGUAAAGACUGAUUUGAAAACAGCAUGCAAAAGACACGAUACAUUCAGCCCAUAUCGCAUUGGUGAUCACGACUGGGUCACCACAGUCAUGACUGCACGAAAUUUAGGAUCGUGCCGGUUCACAGGCAGCAUACAGUAUAUUGGCAACAUUGCAAACUCAACUUAGCAUUAAAAUGACUUUUAUGAUAGACUACUUUAUGAUAAAUAUUAUCACUUUCAGGUGUUGGUUAUCCCCAGAUUAUGGAAUUCGUUGGGCUUUCAUUGGUCCUGUCCUGGUUGUUAUUAUGGUGGGUAGUUUUUUUAAAUUGAUUAGUCAAAUAACCUUAAUCACGAUAGUCACUGCUAAAAUAUCAUUUUCAUUUUUUUUAUCAUAUUUUAUAUCAUAUUAUAUAUUUUAUCAUUUUUUUUAUCGUUCCUGUGUAUUUGCAUUUAGAUCAACAUCGGUGUGACAGUGAUUACUUUACGCAAACGACUGCAGUUGAGAACAAUUACUACAAAAGAAAUGUCUUAUAAACUACGGUAAAUCCAUAACUGUUCUGUUUUUGCUACUAUAGUAUAGCUGCCUUGAGUUCUGACACAAACCAAGGUAGCUUACUGUAAAAUACAACUUAAACUGGAUGCAAUCACCGUCUUGCACGUAUCAUGGAACCUCAGUUAACAUAGAAUUUGAAAUCGAUUCUUAUAUGCCUUUCCGCAGAACGUCGCUACGAGCUUUAUUUGUGCUGCUGCCAAUAUUUGGUCUCACUUGGUUAUUUGGAAUAUUCGGGUUUUCAUCAGACGCUGUGGCUGCAAUGUAUAUCUUUGUGAUUAUGAACUCGUCCCAAGGAUUGCUUAUGUUUAUCUUUCAUUGUGCUUUGAAUCAGGAGGUAAGAAUUUCGCACGACUGAUAGAGCAUCGAUAUAGAGCAAAGGCAGGCCUGCAAAUUAGUGCCGGUCAUUUGUCCGAUCAAAGCUUUUUAUGAGCGGACAUGUGACCGACCGAUUUAGGCUGGUCAAAUCUUCAAUCUCAAAAAAUUGAUUAUUUAACCCAUUUUUUAUUAAUAAAACCAACAAGAAAGCAAUAUAGACAGCACUUCUUCACUAUUUCUUGCUGCAUUAAUUAAGGUUAAACUGUAAGAUUUAAUUAUAAAUCUACAUCACCUUUGUUGUGUAACUGGUAGAAAUUAAAAAAGAAAAAUUUUACUUUGUCCAUUGUCCUGGAAAAAUUGAUAAAUGUCCAACCAAUUUUUGGCUUGGCCAGACAUUGUCCUUCCAAGUAAAAUGAUUAUUUGCAGCCCUGAAAGGUAAAACCUAAACGGUUAUCUUCAUCUGCUUAUCCUAACCUAACCCUAGCUCUGGUCUUGGACAUAACGCUUGAGACCAGAUUGUUUGUAUCUUGCUUAGUUUACAAACUAUUUCGACUGAAAAAAGUGAGCUGUUCGCCAUCUUGGAUUGUUGAGGAUACGAGAGAGAGGGGUCACGCUAAUUCUUUGUCGUGAGAAUAAGCGAUCAAUAUGGGUCCAAAACCUCGUUUCUGGUUGCUGUCUGAAAUUUAGAAAUGAUUAAAAACAUUUCAAACAAUUUUGAAUUGUUACUCAGUCAUUCUAUAGAGUAGUUUUAUAUGGUUAACCCAACUCCUGACGUCAUCAAAACCAUAAUUCAUGGGAGGUUAUUUCGCUGGCCUCAGAGUGACAAGACGUACCAAAGCAACGGUUUUACUAACACUAACCUUAUUCCAAACACCAACUCUAACCUUAACCAAACCCUACUCCAAGUUUGUUUCUAAACCAAUCUUGAAAAAAUGUUUUGACGAAAUGUCAUUCUGAGGUCAACGAAAUAACUUCUUCCUAGUUAAUGAGGUCAAGAAUUUAUAGUCCAAGAUAGCGGACAGCUCAUUAAUUUCGCUCUAAAUAUUUCGAGAACUAAGCAAGAUGACAAAAAGGUUUAAAACCAAAUCAGAAUUUUUAGGCAUGUACACUCCAUAUAACCAUGAAUUAUAAAAUAAAUGGAUAGGAAACUAGCUGACGUGACCUAAUGUUUUCAAUGGACUGAUUGCGUGGUUGGAUGUUGAAACCUAGUUGCAAACAAAAAUCUCAAGAACGGCAUGUUUAGCAAUAAUACAGCUAAACAUUUUAGUCAACGAGCAAAUAAAUAUAACUACGCCAUUCUACGAUUUAGCAAAUAUUUCAAGCACUAAACAUUGAAAUAUGCAUCGCAAAUUUCGUUAAAAUUGGCGACGCCAAUUUCGUAGCUACAAAUGUAAAAAAAUACAAAACAAAGACGAAAAACAUUUAACUAUUCACUUUGUCGUGGCUUAGGCAUGUUUUUAAAACAAUUAGACCAGUUUAUGCUUCAAUAUUACUCUAUUAAUGCGGAAAAUAUAGCGAAACAACAAAAAUGCUGAGAACUUUGCAAUACGCGUGACGUUACAGAUUGCAACUAGGUUUAGACUGUGACGUCAGGAAGUUUCCUAUCCAGUUAUUUUUCAAUCCAUGAUAUAACUCAUUUGUAGGAGGAUUGCAUUUUCUGCAACUGCUUCUGGUUAGAUUUAACAAAUGUAUAAAAUCCACACUCGCAAUUUCCAUCUACAAAAUCUUUCUUUAAAACCAAAUGCACGGCUUCAAAAAGCGUCUUCAUUUGUUAUCCAGGUCCGUAAGAUUGUGUUCCAAGGCCGCCAGAUUCAUACUCGAGGUGGCACGAUCUCAACCGGCUCAAACAAACCGCCACUACAAAAGAUCCCAAGCAAAAACAGCGAGUAUUCAAAUAAGGACACAAGCAGACAUUCAAGUGCGCGCUCUGUCAAAGAAAAUGCGUUGGAGGACGUCCAGCUUACAGACAACACGCUUGGUGUAGAGAACAAGCUUGCCGUAACUCCGCAAUCCGCCCAGAAUCAUCUCGUACCAUGAAAAGAGAGAUGGUCUUUUUGAAGAGAAUUGUUGAGAAGGACUUGAACUGUAGCUCAUUGUGUGAUAUAAGCUAGUUUUAGGAAGCUGUAGAAAGGUUUAAGCGAAGAAUUGGAGAACAAAGUUUGACGAUACAGUAAACUACUGUGCAACUGGAAUUAGAAUAGUAGAUUUUAAAAUUUACUAUUCCGUUUGAAGAUCCCCUAUUUAUUAAUCAGUUAAUGAGCUUGUUCACAGGCCAGUGUGUCUGAAAUUUGUGCCGUAUCCAGUUAGAUCCAACCGGACUUUGCAAUUAAUUUGAACAUAUAAUCAAAUUUCCAUUUAAAAUUCUUGUAUGAACCUUGGGUUACUGAGAGAGAGGACAUAGAGGGCAGUGUACCCCUGGCUGAUCCAGAACAGAUAGGGGUCCCCAAUUUGAGAAGGUACCAAAACUGUAAUGGGGCUCACCCAUCUGAAGAUGGGCCCAUAAUCCUUUAAGUUUUUGGUUUUCUGGGUCACUUGUCCCCCCAAAAUAGCACACUGUUUCUGCUAUUUUAAACUAAUUCACUCCUACAGAUUUAAGGGACACUUUUGGCUUUGGCCCUGCAAAAUCUGUCAGACAUUCUCUCAGCUAGAUUACAUAUGUCAUGGAUAGUUAAAAUAGUAUUAACUAUUUUCCAUGAUUACAUUGGACAUCAAGAGUUAUUAGACAAGCCAUAUUACACAGUAUUUUAGAAACUAUUAAGCA